AUGAGCGGUGAAACUCCUAAAAAAGGUGAUGAUGUUCAAGUGCCCGAGUCUUCACCUGCUGAAGAGACCAAAAUCACGUCUUCUUCGCCGCUAAAAAGUGAGAGCACGCAGACGUCGGUUCUGAGAGACAGAUUUGUCUUCAAGCCGGCCGAAAAGCCUAGCCUGGGUCACACCGGUGGAGCGGCGGGUGUAAAUGGAGAUAUGAAUGCCGAAGUUGCCACCCUCACUGCAGAAUAUCCUGAUUUUUCCGAAACAUUGAUCAAAGCAGUCUUCAAAUCAAACUCAUACGACUUGGGGUUAACAAGGGAAAGACUGGAGAAAAUCCAGUCACAGAAAAGUUCGCGAUCAUGGGCUUGGCGCCCCGGUGAGAAAAAACCCACCAGCAGGCUGAUGACGCUUGGAUCUUCGUCCUCAGCUGGGCUCAACGACAAUGAGGCAGCAUAUACUAGAAGUGCGGGCAUUGUGGCUUCACCAGAACGAUCAUCCAAGGUUACUGUGGAGAAACAAAAGACCUCGAUAUUUGAUAGGUACUCGCAUGUUAUGAACCAACGCCAUAGGCCCACCAUGGAGUCUGUUGUCGUUGAUCCUUCCACUAUUUCCCAAAUGGAAUCAACGACGCGGAAGAGGCGUAAGCUGGUUCGUGCUGAUAACGUUUCCCGAGAGACGCUUGCCGGUGUAAAAAAGAGCUCUGUAUCCCUCUCUGAUGAAGAUGAAGACGAAAUAAGCGCUGACGAGCAUAACAGUGGAGAUGAAAACAUCAGUGGGGAAGAUUAUCAAGAAGCCACGCCAGAUGUAAAUAUUGAUGAAGAGAUUUUGAAGUUUCUAAAUGGUGCAGAUGAAAAGGACAUAGCUGAUCUGGCCGAUACUUCCUUUGAUAAAGCCAGUAUGGUUGUCAAGAAUCGUCCUUACAAAAGUUUAGCUUCAUUCGCUGAAGCAGAUUUUGUCACAGAAGAGGAAAUUAAACAGCAGCAGAAAAAGAAGAGCACUAGACGUGGCCAAACAAAAAAGGACGGCGAGAAGCUAUUGGACAAGGUCAUUCAAACCAUGAGAGGUUACAAUGCCAUUGACUCAUUGAUCAAAAGGUGUUCUGCAUACGGAACUUCCAUUGCCUCACAGAUUGAAAAAUGGGGAGUUAACGUCGAAGAUAUCCAAAAUGGCGAGCUCAAUUUUAUUGAUAUUGGCAAUGAAGAUGAAAGUGCAGCUAGUGAGGACGAAUUAUCUGGUGAAAACAACGAGUCUGGGAUAAGUGGUGAUGCUAUACCCAAGGCCGGAAAGUCAGAACGGAAAGUCGAUGAUAGCGACUUUGAUGAUGAUGAAGAGGACUACGAAGAAAGUGAGGAUGAAGAAUAUCGGGCAAGCAGAAGAUCUAGAACUCUAGCGCGCGGCAGAGGCAAGCCCAGUCACAAAGAAAUCAAAUUUUUCAGACAGAAACCGAAGCUUCUAUCCCCGGAGGUUACACUCAAGGACUAUCAACAGACAGGUAUCAACUGGCUGCACCUAUUGUAUCAUAACAACUUAUCUUGUAUUUUAGCAGAUGAAAUGGGGCUUGGAAAAACGUGUCAAGUCAUUGCAUUCUUAGCAUAUUUGAAGCAAAUGAAUGAGCCUGGUCCUCAUUUAGUGGUGGUACCAUCAUCGACAUUGGAAAAUUGGCUGAGAGAGUUUGCCAAAUUCUGUCCCGAAAUGAAAAUUGAACCAUAUUAUGGUUCUCAACAGGAAAGGGCAGAAUUACGCGACAUUUUGGAGGAUAAUGAAGGGCAUUACGAUGUAGUCGUUACGACUUAUAAUCUCGCGUCGGGCAACAAAUAUGAUGUUUCAUUCUUAAAGAAUCGAGGUUUCAAUGUGGUAGUAUAUGACGAGGGCCAUAUGUUAAAAAACUCGCUAUCAGAACGCUUUUCUAAACUAAUGAAAAUUGAAGCAAAUUUCAGGCUUUUACUAACCGGGACCCCACUGCAAAAUAAUCUGAAAGAGUUAAUGUCUCUGUUGGAGUUCAUAAUGCCGUCACUGUUCAUUUCGAAAAAGGAUGACCUUUCAGCCGUCUUCAGGCAGAGGGCAAGGACAUCAGAUUCUAACAAAGACUAUAACCCACUUUUAGCCCAGGAGGCAAUUGCCAGAGCUAAAACUAUGAUGAAGCCUUUCAUCCUAAGAAGGAAGAAGGACCAGGUUUUAAAGCAUUUACCUCGCAAGCAUUCGAAGAUCGAGUAUUGUGACAUGAACGAAGCUCAACGUUUCAUUUACAAUCGUGAAAUUCAGCUUGUCUUAGAGCAUAAGAAAAAAAUGGCUGAGUUGAAGGAGGAGGAAGAAAGCUCAAGCCACGUUAAAAACAAUGGUAAAAACAAUGGGAAUCCUGUGAAGACCAAGAUGAACAUCUCGAAGAACUUAAUUAUGUCUCUACGGAAAGCUUCUUUGCACCCACUCCUCUUCCGACAAAUUUAUGACAAUGAAGUUUUAGAUAAAAUGAGCCUUGCCAUUUUGAAAGAGCCUGAAUAUGCCGAGAAUGGCAACAAGGAAUACAUCCAAGAAGACAUGAGCUACAUGACGGACUUCGAGCUUCAUAGGCUGUGUCUCAGAUUCCCCAAGACGUUGGGGGAAUUUCAACUUAAGAACAACGAAUGGAUGAAUUCUGGUAAGAUCGAUGCGCUGGGUAAAAUUCUUAAAGAUAUCAUUGAGAAUAAAAAUGAAAAAGUCUUGGUUUUCUCGUUGUUCACACAAAUGCUGGAUAUCUUAGAACUUGCAUUAACUACACUGAACAUCAAUUUUGUGCGACUUGAUGGGUCGACUCAGGUCAACGACCGCCAGACCUUAAUAGAUAAGUUCCACGACGACGACAACAUCCCGGUCUUUAUUCUUUCAACUAAAGCAGGUGGGUUUGGGAUAAACCUGGUGUGUGCAAACCACGUCGUCAUUUUCGACCAAAGUUUUAACCCCCACGACGACAAGCAAGCUGCAGACCGUGCGCACCGCGUAGGACAAUCGAAAACUGUCCAUAUCACAACUUUGAUUACCCGUAGCUCGAUUGAAGAGAAGAUUCUUCAGUUAGCGAAGAAUAAGCUUGCCCUUGACACACAUAUCAGUGAAGAAGACACGAAGGCCACUGAAGCCCUCGAGAGUCGGGUCAGUGACAUUCUAGAGGAUAUUAUCUACGAGGAAAACCAAUAA
Molecule: messenger RNA, 3156 nt
Organism: Lachancea dasiensis
Lineage: Eukaryota; Fungi; Ascomycota; Saccharomycetes; Saccharomycetales; Saccharomycetaceae
Source: the annotation of a GenBank genome assembly